AUGCAUCGUUGACAGAGCACUUUUAACUUGCUCAUCAGUCAUCGCCAUCAAUGGAAACUGCAACCAAUAAAUCGUCGAUCUUCAUCUACCCUGUAAAAUCAUGCCGUGGAAUCUCAGUUCCUCAUGCACCUCUCACCCCCACUGGAUUUCGAUGGGAUAGGCAAUGGCUUAUUGUGAACCAGAAAGGGAGGGCACUCACUCAAAGGGUUGAACCAAAGCUUGCUCUUGUCCAAGUAGAUCUGCCGGUUGAGGCCUUCUACCAGGGUUGGGAACCUAUCAAUGACUCCUAUAUGAUUAUCAAAGCACCUGGAAUGGAUUCUCUCAAGGUUCGGCUCAGUAAACCGUCAGGAGUAGCAGAUGGUGUUUCGGUAUGGGAGUGGUCCGGGUCUGCAUUGGAUGAGGGUGAUGAGGCUUCGAAAUGGCUCAUGGAAUAUAUCGGGGAACCCUGUAGGCUGGUUCGUUUUAAUGCAGCAUCGGAAACUAGGCCAGUAGAUCCGGGGUAUGCUGGUGGGCAUGACAUCAUGUUUUCGGACGAGUAUCCGUUCAUGCUACUAUCUCAGGAAUCAUUGGAUGCACUUAACAAGCUUAUGAAGGAGCCUGUGCCGAUUAAUCGUUUUAGACCCAACAUUGUUGUUCGUGGUUGCGAACUGUUUUCGGAAGACACAUGGACGAAAAUGAAAAUAGGCCAAUUUUCAUUUGACUGUGUGAAACUAUGCGCCCGCUGUAAGGUACCUACAAUCAAUCAAGACACCGCAAUCGCCGGUCCGGAGCCGAUUGAAACUCUAAUGAAAGUCAGGUCAGAUAAGGUUUUGCGACCGAACGACAAACAGCAGGGGAGGAUCUACUUUGGGCUGAACUUGGUUUGCAAGGAAAGCACCGAAGACUCAAAGAUGGUUAAAGUGGGAGAUCCCGUUGUUGUCGUCCAGAAAGUCUCAUCAGCUGCAGAAGCAGCAGCUUGAAUAUUGGCUGAACAUCAUCUUUGGAUUUCAUUUUCUGUUGUCUAAAUAAAUAAGUGGUUUAG
Hibiscus syriacus is the source of this 1021-nucleotide messenger RNA. Its product is annotated as mitochondrial amidoxime reducing component 2-like. NCBI's taxonomy places the organism in Eukaryota, Viridiplantae, Streptophyta, Magnoliopsida, Malvales, Malvaceae. Gene Ontology annotation, molecular function: pyridoxal phosphate binding; catalytic activity; molybdenum ion binding. The record is from RefSeq and is a predicted model, not a curated record.